UAUCAUCACUAAUUCUUGACACACACGGUUUGUUGUAAGGGUUAGUUUAUAUUUCGUUAAUUGCUGAAAUUUAGAUUUAAUGUGCAGCAUUGGCGAAGAUGAUUUUGGUGACGAGGGCGCAACGCAUGCUAUGCUGCCUGGUUCCUCAACAGUGGGCACUGUUAUUACUGCAGGCAGCUGCAAUAAGUGCGGUCUCAACUCGUUGGAGCUGUACAAAUUGAACUUUCGUGCCGCCGAAUGUCAUCAAUGUUUCCUGAGCUAUGCCAGGCACAAGUUUCGUGCGGCAUUGGGGGCAGCAAAGGCGCUGCCACGCAAUGCUGAGGUUCUGCUUCUGGUAGACGGUAGCGCCGAGUCUUUAGUUCUGCUGGACAUGUUACACUUUGCGCAAACGCAAAACACUUUCAAGCGGCUUCACUGCAGCGCACGUGUGCUUCACAUAGAUGCUCAAUCAUCGCCGUCCGAAAAUGAUCCUUUACCAAUGCUAAACGAACUGCGUGAACGUUAUGCGCCCUUUGAGUUCUAUGUCAUACAGCUGGGUGCAGAGGUCCACAGCUUAAAGCUGCUUAAGGAUUACAGUGCCUCUCGGUUAGACUCAACAGAUAACAAAUUGCGCAGCUUGACAGCUCGGCAGGAUUAUGUACGGCAGCAGCGCAAACGGCUUAUUGGCGCCGUUGCCCUCCAGCUACAGUGCACUCAUGUUUUCGAGCCCAGCAUAAGCUCCAGCCUGGCUGCACAGCUAUUAACAUCCGUGGCAUUGGGGCGCGGCGGUAGCGUUGCUUUGGAUGUGGCUCUGCUGGACGAUCGCCUGCAGGGCGCCGUCACGCUUCUGCGUCCCUUGAAGGACCUCAACGAACAGGAAGUGCAGUUCUAUAUUAAAGCCCAGCAGCUGAAACCGUUUCGGUCAGAUGAAUCUAGUCUGUUGUCCGAUGCUAGUCUCCAAAAUCUGACAAGUGCGUUUGUGGCAAAUCUGCAAUUGAAUUAUGCAUCGACGGUGUCUACGGUUUUUCGCACGGGCGAUAAAAUUGCUGCCAAGCGUCAACCAAUUGAAGAGGGACCCUCGACUUGUGCGCUGUGCCAAUCUGAUCUGGAUUCUGGGCUCUCCGACACUUUGCUAGCGAUUGAAUAUUCGCGCGCAGUCUCCGAAAUGGGCGUUGCACUGCAACAGCAGAAUAAUAUGGAGGCUCUGGAACAACGCGCCAGGGAGCGUUUGAACUCAAUGGAUAAUUUGUGUCACGCAUGCCGCAAUAUACACGCAGAGCUUACUCAUGGUAGCUUGAUUUAGUUUAAAUUGGUUAAUUAUAUUUACAUAAUUUUUUAAAUAUCCAUUUUAUUCGUUAGUUUUGCCUGUGUAUAAAUUUGUAUAUUAUUUCUAUUAACUUUACGCAUAUUUGUUAAAUGGAAUCUUGGGUAAUAAUUUUUCGUUCCAUUGGAAAACAAACCAAAGUUCCAUAUAGGAUCUUACAACAAAAUGGAGCUAUAAUUAGCAACGACAAAA
Molecule: messenger RNA, 1495 nt
Organism: Drosophila virilis
Lineage: Eukaryota; Metazoa; Arthropoda; Insecta; Diptera; Drosophilidae
Gene: Ctu2
Product: Cytosolic thiouridylase subunit 2
Biological process (GO): tRNA wobble position uridine thiolation
Cellular component (GO): cytosol
Molecular function (GO): tRNA binding; sulfurtransferase activity
Source: RefSeq, a predicted model, not a curated record